Paramisgurnus dabryanus is the source of this 1884-nucleotide messenger RNA. Lineage: Eukaryota; Metazoa; Chordata; Actinopteri; Cypriniformes; Cobitidae. The record is from RefSeq and is a predicted model, not a curated record.
CUAAUAAUAAAGGUGUGUGUGAGGAAAGCAGCACUGUACAUCAGCAUCGCACAGCAUCACCAUCUCCCUCUCUCUCUCUUUUUCUGAUCUUACGCACGUUUGCCAUGCUGCUGUUCGGACUCUUGCCACUCAUGUUGCUAAGGGGAUGCGGUUGCCAGGCGGCCGACGCUCCUGAGGAUGUGACGGCUGAGUUCUCCGUCAGAUUGUACCACCAGCUUCAGAUCCAGGGGGUUGAGGAGAACAUCAUCUUUUCUCCUCUGAGUGUGGCUUUGGCUCUGGGCAUGGUGGAGCUGGGUGCCCGGGGAUCUUCUUUAGAGGAGAUCAGACAGGCUUUGGGCUACAGUAAUUUCAGAGAUGAUGAGGAGUUUUCACUGCUGAGUAACCUGACCCAGGCCCUGUCUGCAGAUGAAGAGCAGUAUGUCGUGCGGCUGGCCAAUUCUCUCUUUCUGCAGACGGGCGUUCACUUCAGUGAAGAUUUCCUACAACUCAUGAAGAAAUACUUCAGAGCGGAGGUGGACACAGUGGACUUUACAGCAUCAGCAGCUGUGGCUGAACACAUUAACUCAUGGGUCCAAAACCACACAGAAAGCAAGAUUCACAACCUGGUGUCUGCUGAUGACUUCAGCAGUGCUACCAAGAUCAUGCUGGUGAAUGCCGUGUACUUCAGAGGAAGCUGGAAGAAUCAAUUCAGACCAGAAAACACCAGAACCUUCUCUUUUUCCAAAGAUGAUGGCAGUGAGGUCCAGACCCUGAUGAUGUACCAGCAGGGAGACUUUUACUACGGAGAGUUUAGUGAUGGCACAACAGAGGCAGGUGGGGUCUACCAAGUUUUGGAGAUGCUUUAUGAAGGUGAAGAUAUGAGCAUGAUGAUCGUGCUGCCCCGGCAAGAGGUUCCUCUGGCCAGUCUGGAGCCCAUCAUCAAAGCCCAGCUGCUGGAGGAGUGGGCCAACAAUGUCAAGAGACAGAAGGUGGAGGUCUACCUGCCCAGAUUUAAGGUGGAACAGAAGAUGGAUCUGAGAGACACACUGCAGCAGCUGGGCAUCAGGAACAUCUUCACCAAAGAUGCAGAUCUGUCGGCCAUGAUGGCUGAGAUGGAAGAGGGACAGGAUUUAUUUAUCGGGAAGGCCGUGCAGAAGGCUUACCUGGAAGUUACAGAAGAGGGAGCAGAGGGAGCUGCUGGAUCAGGUAUGAUCGCAUUGACAAGGACGCUGGUGUUGUACCCUCAGGUCAUGGCUGAUCAUCCCUUCUUCUUCAUCAUCAGAAACAGAAAAACAGGGUCAAUCCUUUUCAUGGGCCGGGUCAUGACCCCGGAAGUCAUCGAGCCCUUUGACAACAACUUUGAGAUGUGAAUACGUCUACAAACUACAAUGAAAUCAUCACAGAACACAAGAUGAGAAACUAUUAUAUACACAGAAUAUUUAUAUUAUAAAAGUGAUUGUGUUUUGAUACUCAUGAGCUUUAACCAUACCAGGAUAUACAAAGCUGUAAAUAUUUGAAGUAUUUGCGAGCACUCCAUGCCAUCGACUUAUAUUCUUAUUCCACACCAGCAUUAUUCAGUCCUGUAUUAUCUUAUCUGUAUAUUCGCUAUUGUGUUUCUGUAGAGAAAUGUUAAUAAUAUUUAUUGCAGGAUGUGUGCAGUUCUUUAAUGUAGAUUCCUUUCAUUCCUGUUUUUGGUUUUGUACAUGGCUGAAGUACUGCUCACGUAAUAUGCCUUAAUAUAUAAAUAUACGUUUUUGAUUCAAUGAAAGGUUGUGAAUGUACAGGUAGUGAAGCGCUGUUGCCAUGGAAACUCAGGCAGACUGGAGAGAGUGCAUUUGGUACGGUGGUGAAUAAAAUACCAGCUGUAUUCUCGAUUUCGGAAAUAAAGAUGAAUGUAUUCAAUGA